Messenger RNA from Mycotypha africana, 1713 nucleotides. Its product is annotated as Indoleamine 2,3-dioxygenase. Gene Ontology annotation, molecular function: heme binding; indoleamine 2,3-dioxygenase activity; metal ion binding. Gene Ontology annotation, cellular component: cytoplasm. The record is from RefSeq and is a predicted model, not a curated record. Bases 1 to 1713 code for a protein of 570 amino acids. The transcript has 6 exons. NCBI's taxonomy places the organism in Eukaryota, Fungi, Mucoromycota, Mucoromycetes, Mucorales, Mycotyphaceae. Gene Ontology annotation, biological process: 'de novo' NAD+ biosynthetic process from L-tryptophan.
AUGCAGCAUUUUCAACCAUUAAAACCAUUGGAAUACUAUGAUAUUUCUGAAAAGACUGGUUUCUUGCCCACUACACCACCAUUACGGAAAUUACCAGACCCUUAUUUUGCGCCUUGGGAGGAGAUGAUGUCAGACUUUAAUGAUUUACUAUUAGCUGGAAAAUUAAGAGAAAAAGUUCAUCAGCUCCCAUUGUUAGAUUAUCGCCGUUUGAAAACCGUCGAGGAAUAUAGACGAGCCUUUUUAAUUCUUUGUAUGUUAUCUCACAGCUAUGUCUGGGGGAAACACGAAAUCGCUUCUGAGACACUGCCUGCGAACUUGGCUGUACCUUGGAUUGAAAUUGCGGAAUAUUUAGGUGUCUGUCCAGUGGUGUGUCAUGCGGCAGUGGUACUAUGGAACUAUCGUUUGUUGGAUAAGGAGGGUCCAAUCGAGCUAAAUAACUUGGCUGCCUUGGCUACUUAUUCUGGGUCUUUGGAUGAAUCAUGGUUUUAUCUGGUCACAACGGCCAUUGAAAGUGCAGGUGCUCCUUGUUUAUCACAAAUUGUCGAUGCCAUUACAAACAUCCAGGAGGGUCACUUGGAUGGUUUACAAACGAAUCUAGAAAUUAUUCGCACGGCAUUGGCCAGUAUGAAUGACGUUUUGAAACGUAUGUACGAAAAAUGUGAUCCGUAUGUCUUCUACUGGAAAAUUCGUCCUUAUUUGGCAGGCUGGGAAAACAUGGCGGAGGCUGGCUUACCUUUGGGCCUUAUUUAUGAAGGCGCAGAAAGCUUUUGGACUGAACAGACGGAUGAAUAUGCGGAUAUAUCUCAUUUGAACGAAGCAGAGCGCUUACUCAAUCAAUACAGAAGAUACGCAGGUGGAAGUGCUGCUCAAAGCAGUUUGAUUGCUGCUUUGGAUGUCGCGUUUGGUGUCGAUCAUUAUAAAACAGGCGAGAAGCCUUCUUUUAUUAUUAAAGACGCUGAACUUGUGCCUAAUGAUCGCUAUACCAAGCUACCCCCUCCAAGUCCUGCCGAUGACAUGCACCCCACUUCUUCGGCUGCUUCUCCGCAAAAAGAAGAGCAAAGUACGUCUCCUCCACCUUACAAGCGUACAAAUAAGAAUACGUUUUUGAAAGCCAUGCGAAAGUAUAUGCCUCGUCGUCAUCGUGAAUUUUUGGAAGAUUUAGAAGAAGCCACCAAUAUCCGACCUUUUAUCAUUCAAUUAGAAGAAAAUUACAGAAAUGGAUGCUCUACAUCAGCUGAACUCAAUAUCAUACACACAUACAAUGACUGUCUUCAUCAGUUGAAACUUUUCCGCGAUAAGCAUGUUCAGAUUGUCACACUGUAUAUCGUCAACCAAGCGCGUAAAGGCCCCAACAUUCCCCAUGGCGGCUUUGCUAUUGAAAAUGCCAAUAAGAACACUUCGAAUACGGCUUCUCCUCAUAAUGACCUCUAUCCUCAAACACGUUUAGAGACGUCACCUGGCAUUCGAAAGAAUUCUAAGGCUGAUAAAGUGGCACAAAUGUUCCCUCAACUGGGAUUAGCGAGAAAAUUAGAUGCCAACGCAAAAGUUGUACGUGGCACCGGUGGGACUAAUGUGAUGCCUUUUUUGAAACAAUCUCGCGACGAAACUGCUGACAUGAAAAUAAAGCUAAACCCUGAACAAAGUGACGAAGAAGCUGAGAGUGUCAGCAGCAGUUUGGAACAAAGAUGGUCUAACUGGAUUUUCCGUCGUUAG